AUGGCUGUCGGGAAGAAUAUCCAAUUAAUCCUCGUCAUCCUUUCUUCGACGUCCGUCAUUUCGCACUCUCGCGUGGCUCAAGGCACAGGCAGACGAUUAUUCGGUGGAUACAGAAUAGUGCCGAAAGCAUGCCAGCCGUCUAUCCCGUCGCGAGUGAAAUCGAACGAGCCCGCGAUAUGCAUGUUCAACUACGAGUGCUCGCGUCGAAACGGACAAGUUGUCGGCGCGUGUAUGGACGGUUUCCUCUUCGGCGCGUGCUGUCAGCUGCCGUCGAAAACAUCAACCGUCGACAAUCUCGAGAAGAUACCAGACGCGGAUGAAAUAUUCAACGUGCACGAGAUCGAUCACGUCCCAGAUAUUCCUAUACUAUUAAAUUCCGACGGGACGCCCCUCGGUAUGACGAUACCACAGGACAACGCCGUGAAGACCGAGGCGUCGAACCGUCCGAGCAACCACGGUACAACGUACACGAAAGUUUCGAUCUUCGACGCGCCAUCGACCACCGCGAGACCGUCUUUCGGCACGUCUCACGUGAUGGACAGCAUCGAGAACGCUGAAAAGCCACAACUGCCCGUCCAACCGGACAUAAGUCACCUGGGGGAGGAUUUCCCGGCCCUUCUGGGUCAACAAAACAUUUUGGACGACCUGAGCCUACCGAAUCUGUUGAGUCACUCCGACGCGAACAACGACGUACAGAAUCACCAAGAUACGUCCGCCGUAAAUCCGGUUACCACUCUGCUCAGCCCUGAUCAGAUACUACAGAUAGCCGAUCCGGUCGAUCAGCUGCCAGCCCUGUUCUCUCAGGGACUGGGUCAAAGCGAUCACGUUUCGGCCGACACGAUACUGUUGAACGAGAAUGGAACCGCGCUGAACGAGACGCAUAACCCGGACGAUUUGUUCAAGCCCGGCGUCGAAUCGAGCACCGAGAGAAAGCGAGUGACCGAUGCUCCGACUACCACACAGAAACCAAAACCGACCGACGAUGCACCGACCAUGGGAACCAGAAAGAAACCAGCGCACGGUACCACUCAGUGGGUGAAGUUUCCCGAGUAUCCUGGAUCCUCCGUGACAAACGGAGUGUCGUCCAGCCUCGACGGGCAGAAGAUCAGCACCUCGUCGAUGACGAAAUCUCCGUUCGUCACGCAGAUGUACGCCAACACGCAGAGACUCACUACUGCUCCUCCCGUUUCCGAGACGGUGUUCGAUAAUUUUGAAAAGAUCGGAACGAUCGAGGAAAGAGUGUCGACGAAGAACGUGCAGGCGCUCGAUUGGACCGACGAGAAAACGACCACGCCGAUGACCACGCUGAGCGACAAGAAGGACGAUCUGAUCAGAGUGCCGACGAUCACUUACGACACACCGUCCGGUAUCAAGAAGAACGACAUGGUGGAUAAAGAGGAGCUGGCGAUCAACCACAUAAUUUCUAUUCUCAACGACACGAAACCGGGCUCGGGGACCACCAUUCAGACUCCGAAUUCGUCCAUCAACAAAUGGGUCAGCAUCGACGAGACCUCGAAACCGUCCUUGGUCAGAAUUUCGUCGACGAAACCAGCUGUUCCCGGACCCACCACUGCUCAGUCCUUCCCUUAUAUAUUCUACAAACCGGUGCAAACGUCUAACUAUUACAACUACGAAACGGUCCCCACGGAAACGACGUAUCCAUCGCACUCGACCUCUAAUUCGUAUUCUUCGAGGCCAUCGACACAGUCGAGUUUCACCAGUACCAGCAAUUACGGUUACUCCACCAAAACAACUACGAACCCUCCAGCGCCGACGUUGAUAGUUCUGGGCCCGCUGGAGACAGAGUUUGCCGAAACAUCGCAGAAACCCGUCACGAGGAAGCCAACGGAAGCUGUCAGACCCACAGCGGCGGCUACCAGACCCACCAUCGGAUCGACGAGACCCAGUCCGCUCACUACGAGAAAACCUAGCGUUUCUACGACCAUAACUCACAAUAUCAGCACGGUAAUUUCGAACGUGGCCACCAGCAACGUCGUCUCGACGAGUUUCUUCAGCGUGAACCUCAAGGACGGCACGACGUCCAAGCCGACCGUGAGCAACGACUACAGUACGCAGACUGUGAUUUCCGAGAAUAAUUUCGAACAGAACUUUGAGAAAGCGUCGACCAGAAGACCCACGAUUUGGACCACUUUGGCUCCGUGGUCCGACAAACCGAGUUUCUAUUUGAAACCAUCGACACCCUCGUUCGUCUUUCCAGACGAGAAUCUGACACCCGUCAACACUAUAGUCGCCAAUAAAGAUCCCAGCUUUUCGCCGACCUCGGGUUUCAAACAGACAACGCCUGCUCCUCACUGCGAGGACGACACGCCCGCUCCCGACGACCUGAUCAAUUUCCCGCCGGUUCGAAAUCCAAAUUUGAACAUCUCCACGCCGAUCUCGCAACAGGAGAAACCGACCAUCGUCGAGACCUUUAACAACACUGGCUAUCCGGAGAUCGAGAUCAUGGGCGAGAACGAUAUUCCGACGCCCACCUUUAUCGAGGACGACGUCUUGACGAACAAAGUCGACACCUUCGUGAACAAGAUCGUCCAAUCCCUGCAAGGGAACUUCCAGGAUCUCAAAGACAUCGUUUACAGUCGCGUAAACGCAACGUCGGCUACGCCGUCCACGGUGACGAAAAGACCAGUCAGCACCACGAAGAAACCCAUACGAAGACCUGCAACGACGUCGAAACCGUCGCAGAGUACAACGCGGAGGCCGGUGACCACGAAGAGGCCAACGAAUCGUCCGACGCCGUCGAAACCAUCGGCGACGGAGAAACCAGGUCGUCCUGCGAAACCGACCACUUUGAAACCGAAACCGACCGCUACGUCCAGCAUCACCACGAAGAAACCCCAGGCGACGACGAAACGGCCCAGGCCGACCAGAAGGCCAACCACAACGCCGGCUACGAGCACGGAAGCAAUUGUUGCCGAAGAAGAAGUAACCAGUCUUUCGACCUCGGUUGAAACUACCACGAGCUCGCCACCGCCACCGACCGAUUUGCGUUCGCAGUGUGGCGUGAGGCCUCUGAUCAGAGAAGGGAAAAUAGUCGGCGGCAAAGCGGCGUUGUUCGGCAAAUGGCCGUGGCAAGUUUUGAUUCGCGAAGCCACGUGGCUCGGCCUGUUCACGAAAAAUAAGUGCGGCGGGGUUCUCAUCACGGACAAAUACGUCGUCACUGCGGCUCACUGUCAACCAGGAUUCUUGGCAACCCUCGUGGCCGUUUUUGGAGAAUUCGAUCUAUCCGGGGAAUUGGAAAAGAAACGCAGCGUCACGAGGAACGUACGACGCGUGAUCGUCAACAGAGGUUACGAUCCCGCGACGUUCGAAAACGAUCUGGCCCUUCUGGAGUUAGAGUCACCGGUGCAAUUCGACGAGCACAUCGUGCCGAUUUGUAUGCCCGAAGAUGGCAUAGAUUAUACCGGCAGAAUGGCCACGGUUACAGGUUGGGGACGGCUGAAGUACAACGGCGGAGUACCAUCCAUGCUACAAGAAGUCCAAGUGCCCAUAAUAAAGAAUUCUGUUUGUCAAGAGAUGUUCCAGUCGGGUGGGCAUUCCAAACUGAUUCUCGACAGUUUCUUGUGCGCUGGAUACGCCACUGGGGAAAGGGAUUCCUGCGAGGGUGACAGUGGUGGACCACUGGUAAUGCAACGACCAGAUGGAAGAUGGUUUUUGGUGGGCACUGUAUCUCACGGAAUAAAGUGUGCCGCACCCUACCUACCCGGUGUCUACAUGAGAACAACUUUCUUCAAACCCUGGCUGCAGGGUGUCACCGGACUCAGGGGAACAGGGAAUUGA
This is a messenger RNA of Colletes gigas, 3798 nucleotides long. It is a transcript of the gene flz, whose product is annotated as serine protease filzig-like. The transcript has 7 exons. The record is from RefSeq and is a predicted model, not a curated record. Gene Ontology annotation, biological process: proteolysis. Lineage: Eukaryota; Metazoa; Arthropoda; Insecta; Hymenoptera; Colletidae. Bases 1 to 3798 code for a protein of 1265 amino acids. Gene Ontology annotation, molecular function: serine-type endopeptidase activity.